Molecule: messenger RNA, 793 nt
Organism: Morus notabilis
Lineage: Eukaryota; Viridiplantae; Streptophyta; Magnoliopsida; Rosales; Moraceae
Product: 40S ribosomal protein S11
Exons: 6
Coding region: 72-551 (159 amino acids)
Biological process (GO): translation
Cellular component (GO): cytosolic small ribosomal subunit; ribosome
Molecular function (GO): structural constituent of ribosome
Source: RefSeq, a predicted model, not a curated record
UAGGGUUUUUUGCGCUCGUUGCCUCCGUUUUGCGUCUUCGGCUUGGAUCAGUCUACCUCAAAACCCUAACAAUGGCGGAACAGACGGAGAAGGCAUUCCUUAAGCAGCCCAAGGUGUUCCUCUGCUCGAAGAAGCCUUUGAAGGGAAGGAAUCCUGGAAAAGGAGGAAACAGAUUCUGGAAGAACGUCGGAUUGGGGUUUAAGACACCCAGGGACGCUAUUGAAGCUACAUACAUUGAUAAGAAGUGUCCUUUCACCGGAACUGUCUCUAUUAGGGGUCGUAUUUUGGCUGGCACUUGCCACAGUGCUAAGAUGAUCAGGACAAUCAUUGUUCGCCGCAACUACCUCCACUUUGUUAAGAAAUAUCAAAGAUACGAGAAAAGGCACUCCAACAUUCCAGCACAUGUUUCCCCAUGCUUCCGUGUGAAGGAGGGAGACCAUGUCAUCAUUGGUCAAUGCAGGCCAUUGUCAAAGACAGUGAGGUUUAAUGUGUUGAAAGUUAUUCCAGCUGGGUCUUCUGGUGGUGGCAAGAAGGCAUUCACAGGAAUCUAAUUCCAUUGCUAUAGAUAUUUCUGUUAGCGCUAUAUUUGAGUGAGAACGACAUUAGAUUGGGGCGAACUUUUUUUUCCCCUCCUUUUUUGUUGUGUUCUUAGUUAAUCUUUGUAUGGUUGAGUUUGAACUUUAUGAACUGAGUUCUUGAAUUUUGCAAUGCAAAACUAGUUUUUUUCUCUUGCAUGAUGGUACACUCUGCUUUGGUGUUGUAUCGGCAAAUUUGCGGUAAUGGUAUUACAGUA